This is a messenger RNA of Scomber japonicus (chub mackerel), 4287 nucleotides long. RefSeq names its product F-actin-uncapping protein LRRC16A-like. Gene Ontology annotation, molecular function: protein binding. The record is from RefSeq and is a predicted model, not a curated record. Gene Ontology annotation, biological process: cell migration; regulation of Arp2/3 complex-mediated actin nucleation. Gene Ontology annotation, cellular component: plasma membrane; lamellipodium. The coding region runs from base 1 to 4287 and encodes 1428 amino acids. The transcript is spliced from 40 exons. Lineage: Eukaryota; Metazoa; Chordata; Actinopteri; Scombriformes; Scombridae.
AUGAGCGAGGAAGUGUCAGAGGUCCCCAAAGAGCUUCUGGAGAGCGUGAGGGAUGCGUUGGGGAGGAAGGUGAAGCUGUCGCUGAGAAAAAGAGUGAAACUGGAGAUCAAAGGAGACAAGACGGAGAACAGAGUCUUGGCACUUGCAUCUCACCGAGCUUAUCUCUUGACGGCACGUAUUCCCACUAAGGUGGAACACUCCUUUAAUUAUCUGGAGAUCCAGGGGAUUGCUUGUAACAAGCCAACACAGCUGUUCAUAGAGUAUGAGCGUGGCUCCUUCUCACUGAAGCUGCUCUCCACAGAGGAGGUCAAUGAGGUGGUCGCUCACAUAGGAAACUGUCUGCUAAGGAUAUGUCCUGGUUUACUGCCCAGUAAAGUGAUGAAGAAACUCAGCAUGGAGCCUCUGGACAGAUUGACCUCUCUGCAGACGCUGUGGGAGAACAACAAAACUGCUGAGCCUGGACCCUGUGGUGGGUUUUCUCAGAUGUACAGAUGUGUUUGUGACUGGUUAGGGCUGCCUUACAGAGAAGAGGUUCAGUGGGAUGUGGACACCAUCUAUUUGACACAAGACACUAGAGAACUCAACCUGCAGGACUUCAGCCAUCUAGAGAACAGGGAUUUGGUGGCCAUUAUAGCAGUGCUGGAGUUUAACCAGUGGUUCACAAAGCUCUCCACCAAGGACUACAAACUGUCUGCAGAUGUGUGCGAGCAGAUCCUUCGAGUGGUAUCGAGGUCUAGUCGACUGGAAGAGUUGGUUCUGGACAACGCAGGACUCAAAACUGAUUUUGCUCAGAAGCUAGCUGCUGCCCUGGCCCACAACCCCAGCUCAGGACUCACCACCAUCAAUCUUGCCAACAACCCACUGGAGGACAGAGGUAUCUCCUCCCUCGGGGCUCAGUUUGCCAAAGUUCGAAUGGGGCUCAAGCAUUUAAACUUCUCCAAAACCUCACUAUCACCCAAAGGGGUGAACAGCCUUUGUCAGUCACUGAGUGCCAACCCGUCCAUCCCAAGCAGCCUGGUCCAUCUGGACCUCUCAGGAAAUAUCCUCCGAGGAGACGACAUGCAGCAUUUCUACAAUUUUCUGGGUCAACCCAACAGCCUGGCGACCCUUGACCUCUCUAACACUGACUGUUCAUUGGACCAGGUUUGCUCUGCUCUGUUGCGAGGUUCAGUCCAACACCUCUCUGUUCUCAACAUGUCCAAGAGUGUCUUCCCUCACAGGAAAGGCAAAGAGGUGCCUCCAUCAUUCAAGCACUUCUUCAGCAGUGCCAUGUCUCUCACCUCCAUCAAUGUGUCAGGAACAAAGUUGCCUCCAGAGGCUCUCAAAGCUCUACUGCUUGGCCUGGCCAGUAACCCCAGUCUGAAGGAUGUAUCUGUAGACCUCAGCUGCUGUGAGCUUGGCCAUUGUUUGCGAUCUGGAGGUUCCCAGAUCCUUGAAGGCUGCAUUGCAGAGAUCCCGAACAUUUCCAGCUUAGAUAUCUCUGACAACGGCCUGGACUCAGACCUGUCCACUCUGCUGGUGUGGUUGGCCAAAAAUCGGUCCAUCAGACACCUGUCUCUAGGCAAGAACUUCAACAAUAUCAAGUCCAAAAACCUCGCUCCAGUGUUGGACAGUCUGGUUCAUAUGAUUCAAGAGGAGGAGUCGCCCCUCACUUCACUGUCUCUAGCGGACUCCAGACUUAAGAGUGAUCUGACCAUCGUUCUGAACGCUCUCGGCAGCAACUCUUCGCUCACCAGACUCGACAUCAGUGGUAACGCAAUGGGGGACAUGGGAGCAAAGAUGCUGGCCAAGGCACUGCAGAUCAACUCUAAACUCAGGACUGUGAUCUGGGAUAAGAACAACACCAGUCCUCAGGGUCUACAGGAUGUAGCAGCCGCACUAGAGAAGAACUUCACCAUUCGUUUCAUGCCCAUCCCCAUCAUUGAUGCCUCCCAGGCUCUGAAGGCCAGCCCUGAGAAAACAGAAGACGCCUUGCUAAAGAUUGAAAAUUAUCUGUACAGGAACCACGAAACCAGGAAAUACCUACAGGAACAGGCCUAUCGGCUUCAACAGGGCAUAGUAACCACAACUACACAACAAAUGAUUGACAGGAUUUGUGUGAAGGUGCAGGACCAUCUGAACUCUCUGAGGAACUCGGAGACAGAUGUCAUCCUGGACGACGUCAGGUCUGCAGAAAGCCUCAUCAAAGAUGCGAGGAACUCUAAAACACUGCUCCCUAAUCUCUACCACUUAGGAUCUGCUUCCAGAGAGGAGGUGAACAGCUCCUCAGUGGGACCAAUUCAAGAGAAACUGGAGUCUAUGGCUGGGGAGGUGACAACUGUCAUGGACCAACAACUGCAGACACUGUUGGAGUCCAUGAUGGAUGCAGCAGUGUCUCUGUGUCCCCAUGUGAUGAAGAGGAGUAAUCUACGCUCAGAUCUGAUGAAGGCCAGCUCAGCCAAAAUGGUUGUACCCAAGAGCUUUGUCUCCAAAACCCUUUUGGAGCAGUCUGGCGUUGAUAUUAUCAACAAGAUCAGUGAGGUGAAGCUGAGUUUAGCGUCCUUCCUGUCCGAUCGCAUUGUUGAUGAGAUUUUGGAAGCUCUUUCCACUUCACAACACACGCUGGCAGACCACCUGGUGCGGCGAGGUCGCCCCUUGGUGCAACAGGGGUCGGUGGAUCUGGAUGUUCCAGAGGAGAAGAUUCCUAAACGGGCAUCAACUGAGAUUCUGGAGGCUGAGAGGCUGGACGAUCUGGAGACAUGCAUGACUCUGUGCUGCACCAGUAUGACUCCAAAAUCAAAGAGGAAAAGCAUCCACAGCAGAAUGCUGCGGCCAGUGUCUCGUGCCUUUGAAAUGGAGUUUGACCUGGACAAGGCCUUGGAGAACGUGCCUGUUCAUAUGGAGGACACACCAACCUCAUCUCACACUCCACCUACUCCAUCUCAGGCUAUGCCAAAAUUGGAGAAACGCCUGCAAGGAGGGAUGUCAGAGCUGCCAUCUGAGGAGGAAAAAAAACUGCAGCACUUCACAAAAUUAAGACCUCGGAGGAACAAGAAAACACAGUCUAGCAAAGUACCUCAAAUCAACAGUGCUCCAUCUCAGGAUGGGGAGCAGAACGGGCUCAUGGGAAGGGUCGAUGAAGGCGUCGAUGAAUUCUUCUCCAAAAAAGUCACCAAGAUGGAUUCCAAACGUUCACUAAAGAAUUCAGAAUCCCAGGAUGGAGAGAAGAAGAAGAGUAAAGGAGGAUUCCUCAACCUGAUCAAACGUUCUUCCAAAUCUGACAAAUCUGAUAAAUCAGACAAAUCAGACAAAUCAGAUAAGUCAGAGAAAAACCAGGUGACUGCUCCCUCCUCGGGUACAUCCUCAGCCUCUGCAGGUUCAGCUCCACCUUCCACCAUCCCUGAGGAGCCCUCCUCACCAAAAGUGGCAGUAAAGAGCCCAGCACCUGAGCUGAAGUCCAGAGAUGCCUCUAGUCGCUCACAGCCGGCAGACUACAGCAGCAGCUCAGAUCGGUCGGAGGAGGUGAGGACGCCGGACUCCAUAGAUGAGCCAUGGGAGACUUCAGAUGGCAGAGGCAGUCCCCAGGGGGGCAGGCGAUACCCGGGAGUGCAGAUGAUGGGCAGUGGCCUUCUGGCAGAGAUGAAGGCCAAGCAGGAGAGGAGAGCAUAUAAGUCUUCCAGCCCUGACAGACCUGACAGUAAUGCAGCAGCCAAGUCCCAGCCCACCACUCCAGAAAGUAGGUUUUCUAGUGGUUCCAUCAAUAAAUCUGACCUUCCCGCAGGUUCUCCAGAGAAGACCACAACUCGGGCUGAGACCAAGCCUGAACCGGCUCCUCGUAUCAGGGCCACUUCCUCCUCAAAUUCCCCAGGGGCACCAGUAAGUCCCAAACCACCAGUGCCACAAGGAGCGAAGCCUGCCCUGGCGACCAGACCAACCCUCCCACAGAAGCCAAGGACCCCCAGUAGCAGUAAGAGCAUAGAUGAGAGUUCAGACACCCCUAGCAGUGGCAGUGUGUCACCUAAGGUCACAGUUCUCCCUCCCACGCUGAAGAGGGGGCUAACAGAAAAGGACAAAGAGGGCCAGAACAGUCUGCAUCCCGGAGGCUCUGCCAACAAAACCACUCAGGAAGUGAGGGCAGCAUCUGUGUCAGACUCUGUUCAGCGACCAACCCCUCUCCGCACCAACUCUGAGGAUCAUGGCCCCUUCAAGACCAAGGACCAAUCUCCAAACCCAGACAAGUACAAAGCAGCUCGCAAGAAAUCCACAGACUCUGUGGAGGAAGCAGACAAAGACUUUAUUUUAAUAUGA